AAAAUGGUUCUGAGUCUGUGCCGCCCAGCCCCUGGCAGGACCUCGGAGGUGGCCGUGCCGCCGCCGCCGCCGCCGCCGCCGCGCGGGGCGGCGGCUUAGAUAGCCGAGCCUGAUGGGCGCCGAGGGCGGCCGGCUGCCUGAAGCGCCGCUUCCGAGGGACUGCGGGAAGGAGCGCGCCCGACUAACGGUGGGGACGGCCCGGAAACAUGGCGGCUUACAUCGGAGAGAAGAUAGAGGAUUUCAGAGUUGGAAACCUCCUUGGAAAGGGGUCUUUUGCUGGUGUCUACAGAGCGGAGUCCAUUCACACAGGUCUAGAAGUGGCGAUCAAAAUGAUUGAUAAAAAGGCUAUGCACAAAGCUGGAAUGGUCCAGAGAGUCCAGAAUGAAGUGAAGAUACAUUGUCAACUGAAACAUCCUUCUAUUCUGGAGCUUUAUAACUAUUUUGAAGAUAGCAAUUACGUGUAUCUGGUAUUAGAAAUAUGUCACAAUGGAGAAAUGAAUAGAUAUCUGAAAAAUAAAAUGAAACCUUUCUCCGAAAGCGAAGCUCGACAAUUCAUGCACCAGAUCACCACAGGAAUGUUGUAUCUUCAUUCUCAUGGUAUAUUACAUCGGGACCUCACACUUUCCAAUCUCUUACUGACACGUAAUAUGAAUAUCAAGAUUGCUGAUUUUGGUCUAGCAACUCAAUUGAAAAUGCCUAAUGAAAAACACUAUACAUUAUGUGGAACUCCUAAUUAUAUUUCACCAGAAGUUGCCACAAGAAGUGCACAUGGACUUGAAUCUGAUGUUUGGUCCCUAGGGUGUAUGUUCUAUACAUUACUUAUUGGUAGACCACCUUUUGACACCGACACAGUCAAAAACACAUUAAAUAAAGUGGUAUUGGCAGAUUAUGAAAUGCCAACCUUUUUGUCACUAGAGGCCAAGGACCUUAUUCAUCAGUUACUUCGUAGAAAUCCAGCAGAGCGUUUAAGUCUGUCAUCAGUGUUGGAUCAUCCUUUUAUGUGUCGAAGUUCUUCAGUGAGAAUUAAAGAUUUGGGAACUGUGGAAGAUUCCAUAGAUAGUGGACAUGCUACCAUUUCUACAGCACUUACCGGUUCUUCCAGUGCCAGUAUAAGUGGUUGUUUGCCAGACAAGAAAAGACUGUUGUUUGGACAGCCACUUCCAAAUAAAAUGACUAUAUUUCCAAAGACUAAGAAUGUGAGUAAUUUUUCAUCUGGUGAUGGAAGUAGUUUUUAUCCUCAAUGGGGAGUUCAGGGACAAGAGACCAAUCAUAGUGGCCGAGGAAGACUGCUACAAGAUGCUGAAGAAAGGCCACAUUCUCGAUACCUACGCAGAGCCCAUUCUUCUGAUCGAUCGGGUAUUUCUAGUGGUCAUUCUCAAGCCAAACCACCUGCUGUGGAACGCUGUCACUCAGCAGAUAUCCUCUCAAAGCCCAACAGAAGAGGGUGGCCUGAAAAUGAGAGGUUUUCACCUACAGACAGCAAUGCCAAUAUGUUUCAAGUAUUUAAAGAAAAUACUUCAAAUAUUACUGGUUCUUUUGAAAGACCUGAUAAAGAUCAAGCACAUCUUCUCCAUCCAGGAAAAUCUACUUUUCCACUUUCAGAGCAGACAUCUCAUUCUGAAACAGUUCAGCAAUGGUUUGGAAACUUGCAAGCAAAUGCCCAAUUAAAAGAGCCCACUGCUCACAUCAACAUUACCUCAGGCAGAAAUGUCCAGGAUCAUCCAGAUUUGCAGGACACAAGGAGAAAUGCAUGGACUGACAAGAUGACUAACAGGGACACAGAUGCUUCUGACAGUGCCUGUUGUGUCAAACAGCCAAAUGCCAUGAAAUGUAUUCCUGCAUAUCGCCAUGAACCUGAAACCAUCCAGCCUGCAACUGUAUUUGGCUCACAUCCCCUUUCUGACCCAAGCAGGUCAAGGGGCAGGGAGCCCCAGAUAGGCCACCAGAAGUGUACGUUGAGAAGCAUGACCUCUCCUUUGAAUGCCCAUCGGCUAAAGCCCAUCCGGCAAAAAACAAAAAAAGCAGUGGUGAGUAUACUUGAUACAGAAGAAGUAUGUGUGGAGCUGCUAAAGGAAUUUGCCUCCCAAGAGUAUGUGAAAGAAGUUCUUCAAGUUUCCAGUGAUGGAAAUUCGAUCACAAUUUAUUAUCCAAAUGAUGGAAAAGGUUUCCCCCUUGAUAAUAGACCAUUCCCUCCUCCCAAAGACAUGAUUAGGUAUAACUUUGAUUCUUUACCAGAAAAAUACUGGAGAAAGUAUCAGUAUGCUUCCAGAUUUGUACAACUCGUAAGAUCUAAAACACCUAAAAUCACUUUUUUUUCAAAAUAUGCUAAAUGCAUUUUGAUGGAGAAUUCCCCUCAUGCUGAUUUUGAAGUUUGGUUUUAUGAUGGAGCAAAAAUACACAAAACAGAAGACUUAAUUAAUGUGAUUGAAAAAUCUGGGAAAUCAUAUACUUUAAAAGGAGAAGCUGAAAUUGAGAGCUUGAAAGAAGAAAUAAAAAUAUAUGUAGAUCAUGCUAAUGAGGGACAUCGACUUUGCCUUGCACUGGAGUCUGUUAUUUCAGUAGAAGAAACAAAAAGUGGAAGUGUUCCCUUCUUUCCUAUAAUUAUUGGAAGAAAGCCAGGCAAUCCUAGUUCCCCACAGCCUAUGACCCCUCCAAGUUGCGUGGAUUCAAAUUCUUCAGUGAAAGAUUCAGCAUUAUUAAAUAGGAUGAUGGUGAGCAGCUCGGCAUCUUCAAACCAGGCACCUAAUAUUAGUCCUUCAAUUGUCCCAUGUGAAGGAUCUGGAUUAACAGCAGCUGUGCAUGAAACAGAAGGGUCUUCUACUAGCCCAAAAGAUUAUCUUCCAAAAUCAGCCCAACUGCUGAAGUCUGUUUUUGUGAAAAAUGUUGGUUGGGCUACACAGUUAACCAGUGGCGCUGUGUGGGUUCAAUUUAAUGAUGGAUCCCAGUUGGUGGUCCAGGCUGGAGUGCACUCCAUCAGUUACACAUCACCAAAUGGCCAGACAACUAGGUAUGGGGAAAAUGAAAAAUUACCAGAAUUCAUCAAAGAGAAAUUACAGUGUCUGUCUUCCAUCCUGUUGAUGUUUGCUAAUCCAGCUUCUGGUUCCCACUGAUUUAAAAGAGUUCUUUUGGAUGAUAUAUAUUAAAUAAAUGAGUUUUUGUUGGCUUGAAAGGAAGUGCUUUUAUUAAUGUUAGUACAGCUGCUCCAGAAGACCUUUCCAGAAGAGGAUUUUAAUAUGACUGCAAUACAUGUAUUUUUAACAAGGCUGCACAGUCAGAAGGCAACGUAUCCAUUUCUUAGGCAAUUCCCUGAUGCCUUCACCAUUUAUGUCUCUAUAUUUAUGUAUGUGUUGUGAAGUGGAAGUAUGUAUAGUGUGUGUGUGGUGGGUGGGUGCUUCUUUGCUUUUAUUGUUUUUUCAGGCAUGUUGGGAAUCAUGGAAAAUGUAGUUUUAAAGAUUUUUAAACAUGUACAUAAUCUGUAUAUAUGUUACAACUAAUGUAAAAUUGUAUACUUUUGUAUAGCUUUAUUUUUGUAGCACCAAGUUUCUAAUGAAACAUUUCUACAAAAGCAUUUUGUUUAAAAAAAAGAAAAGAAAGAAAGAAAGAAAAGAAAUGAAAAACAAAUAAAUGUAGUGUUAAGAACACUCUAGCCCUGAUUCAUUUAAUUUGACAUGUCAAAAAAAAUAACUAGGUUAUUGUAAUUUUCUUAUAGGCAUUUAAAGUAAAGUGAUUUGUACAUUUUUUAAACCCAUGUGUAUAAAGCAGUAUAUUUUAAUGAUG
Molecule: messenger RNA, 3777 nt
Organism: Sarcophilus harrisii (Tasmanian devil)
Lineage: Eukaryota; Metazoa; Chordata; Mammalia; Dasyuromorphia; Dasyuridae
Gene: PLK4
Product: polo like kinase 4
Exons: 16
Coding region: 207-3110 (967 amino acids)
Biological process (GO): protein phosphorylation
Molecular function (GO): ATP binding; protein kinase activity; protein binding
Source: RefSeq, a predicted model, not a curated record